Messenger RNA from Micropterus salmoides (largemouth bass), 5699 nucleotides. RefSeq names its product aldehyde dehydrogenase 1 family, member L2 (gene aldh1l2). Gene Ontology annotation, molecular function: aldehyde dehydrogenase (NAD+) activity; formyltetrahydrofolate dehydrogenase activity. The record is from RefSeq and is a predicted model, not a curated record. Gene Ontology annotation, biological process: biosynthetic process; one-carbon metabolic process; 10-formyltetrahydrofolate catabolic process. Gene Ontology annotation, cellular component: cytoplasm. Lineage: Eukaryota; Metazoa; Chordata; Actinopteri; Centrarchiformes; Centrarchidae.
AUGCUGUGGACGGCGAGCCAAGUCUUAAGGAAAUUCUCCACCUCGUCCCGUUAUUACCAGAAUAAGCUUAAACUAGCUAUUAUUGGCCAGAGUGUGUUCGGCCAGGAGGUGUACAGCAACCUGAGGAAGCAGGGGCACAAGGUGGUGGGUGUGUUCACGGUCCCCGACAAGGAUGGCAAGGCCGACCCCCUGGCGGUGGCAGCGGAGAAGGACGGGACGCCGGUGUUCAAGUUCCCACGGUGGCGGGUCAAGGGGAAACCCAUCCCGGAGGUGGUGGAUGCCUACAAGGCAUUGGGCGCCGAGCUGAACGUCAUGCCUUUCUGCUCCCAGUUCAUCCCCAUGAACGUCAUUGAUCACCCCCAGCACGGCUCCAUCAUCUACCACCCCUCCAUCCUGCCCCUGCACAGAGGAGCCUCCGCCAUCAACUGGACUCUCAUCCAUGGUGAUAAGAAAGCGGGCUUCACAGUGUUCUGGGCUGAUGAUGGACUGGACACCGGACCAAUCCUGCUGCAGAGGGAGUGUGCUGUUGAGCUGAAUGACACCGUGGACACACUCUACAACCGCUUCCUUUUCCCAGAGGGCAUCAAGGCUAUGGUGGAGUCUGUGCAACUCAUCGCUGAUGGAAAGGCCCCUCGAGUUCCCCAGACAGAGGAAGGAGCUAGCUAUGAAGGGAUUCAGAAGAAAUCAAACGCCAAGGUCAACUUGGCCCAGCCAGCUGAGGCCAUCCACAAUUGGAUCCGCGGCCAUGACAAAGUCCCCGGUGCCUGGACUGUGAUUGAUGGUCAGUCUGUGACCCUGUAUGGCUCGUCCAUGUUGGGUGCGGUGCUACCAGACGGUCAGCCCCUGGAGAUAGAGGGGGCGUCCCAGCCCGGCCUGAUAACCAAGAACGGUCUCGUCCUUUAUGGAACUGAUAAGAAAGCUCUCCUGGUGAAGAACCUGCAGUUUGAAGAUGGGAAGAUGAUCCCUGCUUCCAAAUACUUCUCCUCUGGGGAAAGCUCCAGUGUGGAGCUGACUGAUGAUGAGAGGAAGAUGGCAGAGGAGAUCAGGAAAAUCUGGGCGAGCAUUCUCAGCAACGCAGCUAUUGAGGACGCCACAGACUUCUUCAAGUCUGGAGCCGCCUCUAUGGAUGUGGUCAGGCUGGUGGAGGAGGUGAAGCAGAAGUGUGCCGGUGUCCAGCUGCAGACCGAAGAUGUGUACAUGGCUACCACCUUCCAGGACUUCAUCCAGAUGUUCGUCCGCAAGCUGAGAGGAGAAGACCAGAAAGAGGAGCUGGUCAUCGACUAUGUCACCAAAGAAGUGAACAACAUGACAGUGAAAAUGCCAUACCAGUGUUUUAUCAACGGCAAGUUUGAGGAUGCAGAAAAUGGCAAGACCUACGAUACCAUCAACCCUACUGAUGGAUCAGUGAUCUGCAAAGUGUCCUACUCCUCAGUGGGGGAUGUGGACCGAGCGGUGGCAGCUGCCAAGGAAGCUUAUGAUAAUGGACCCUGGGGCAGAAUGAACCCUAGAGACAGAGGAAGUCUGCUUUACAAGCUUGCAGACCUGAUGGAGGAACACCAGGAGGAGUUGGCCACCAUCGAAUCCAUUGACUCAGGAGCUGUGUACACGCUGGCCCUCAAGACACACGUAGGCAUGUCCAUCCAGACUUUCCGAUACUUUGCCGGUUGGUGUGACAAGAUCCAGGGCAAGACAAUCCCCAUCAACCAAGCAAGGCCUAAUCGCAAUCUGACCUUCACUAGGAGAGAACCUCUGGGUGUGUGUGCCAUAAUCAUCCCAUGGAACUACCCUCUCAUGAUGCUGGCAUGGAAGAGUGCUGCCUGCCUCGCAGCUGGAAACACACUCGUUCUUAAACCCGCACAGGUCACUCCUUUGACGGCACUGAAGUUUGCUGAGCUGGCAGUGAAAGCUGGCAUUCCAAAAGGAGUCGUGAACAUUUUGCCAGGCUCAGGUGGCAUGGUGGGACAGCGUUUUUCUGACCACCCAGAAAUCCGGAAACUGGGCUUCACUGGUUCCACACCUAUUGGCAAACAGAUCAUGAAGAGCUGCGCAGUCAGUAACUUGAAGAAGGUUUCUCUGGAGCUGGGAGGGAAGUCACCUCUUAUCAUCUUUAGUGACUGUGACAUGGACAAGGCUGUUCGCAUGGGCAUGAGCUCUGUGUAUUUCAACAAAGGUGAGAACUGCAUUGCUGCUGGACGUCUGUUUGUGGAGGAGUCCAUUCAUGAUGAGUUCAUCAGCCGAGUGGUGGAAGAGAUCAAGAAGAUGAAGAUUGGAGACCCACUGGAUCGCUCCACAGACCACGGCCCACAGAAUCACAAAGCCCACCUGGACAAGCUGCUGGAGUACUGUGAGAUCGGACUAAAGGAGGGAGCUACGCUGGUGUACGGAGGCAAACAGGUUGACAGGCCAGGUUACUUCAUGGAGCCGACUGUGUUCACUGAUGUGGAGGACCACAUGUUCAUCGCCAAAGAAGAGUCCUUUGGACCCGUCAUGGUGGUGUCCAGAUUUAAAGAUGGUGACGUGGACGGUGUGUUGCAGAGAGCCAACGACACAGAGUACGGCCUGGCCUCGGGCGUGUUCACCCGUGACAUCAACAAGGCCAUGUACGUGAGUGAGCGGCUCGAGGCAGGAACAGUGUUUGUCAACACCUACAAUAAGACAGAUGUGGCGUCACCUUUUGGAGGCUUCAAGCAGUCCGGUUUUGGCAAAGACCUCGGAGAGGAUGCUCUCAUGGAAUACCUCAAGACCAAAGCAGUGACUGUGGAGUACUGAGGCACGCUCUCCUAACGAACUGUGACCCAAGUCUGAAUAGGAAGGGACUCGUCCAUCUGUCAGACAUCCGGUUUCAUUCAGCAUUGUUUCUGGGUAGUGUGUGUGAGUGUGUGUGUAUGAAUGAGAGGAGAACUUUCUUGUUCAUCUCAGCCACAGUUUGGACAACGUGCCUGUUUUUCUUUGCUUUCUGUGCAAAACUUCCCAUCAUGGAUAAUGGACGCGUGUGGUUCCUACCCAUCUGUUUAUCUAGAGAGUUCGACGCCUGAAUGGAGCCGAGCUUGGUCUGACUGUAUUUUUAAGGUUUCAUCUCCUAUUUUCCCAUUUUUAUCAAUGAUGUUAAUCAAUUCUGUUCAAAUUUGAAAAUCAGCAGUAGUCAUGCCUUUCUCAUUCACUUGUAAUGCUGCUUUCACCAUUCCUUUAAUACUUCUUGUUUACUCUUUGGCAGCUUCUGGGCUGUAUCGUACUGGAAAAUAGACAAAGUAUUAGGUUAUGGAUAAAGUAAGGUGUGCAUGUAUGUGAAGGUUGAAGCUUGUGUUCAGAUGCCUUUAGGGUUGAGUUUUGGAGUAGCCAGUGCCCUGCCUGACAGGACUAAACUGAAGAACCUCAUCUUGGUAAAUGUUAGUAAUUUGACAGUAAAGCUUGGUUUAAAUUGAUCAUCGACAUGAUGGGAAAACAGGAUUGAGGUUAAAAAAACAGGUUUCCAUUUAAAGUCUUAAUCCACAUAAAAUCGCUUUGAGAAAAAUUAACUUAACUCAAGGUCCACUUAUCAGUUUUUUUGAAAAGGUUUCAACCCCAUCUCACAGUUUUCAUCAGGAGCUCAUCCUGCGAUGGGGAAAAGCCUGUAAAUUGACCUUAAGUUACAGAGUAGCUCAACACCAGGCUGUUGAACCAGUGUUUAUCUGUCCUUUCUGGUUGAAAGUUUCAAGUCAGAAGUACGUCAAUUAGCCAUAACAUUAUGACCACUGACGGUAAAGUAAAUAACACUGAUUAUUUUGUUAUCAUAGCACCUGGCACCUGGUGGGAUAUAUAAGGCAGCAAGUGAACAUGUUGUCCUCAAAGUUAAUGUGGUAGAAGCAGGAAAAAUGGGCAAGAGUAAGGAUUGGAGAGACUUUGACAAGGGCUACAAGCUCUUGUGCAGUUUUCCUGUCUGCAGUGGACAGUACCUAUCAAAAGUGGUUCAAGUAGCCAAAAGUGGUGAAUGGGCAACAGGGUCAUUGGGCGUCUGGCGCGUGUGGUCCGAUCCAACAGACGAGCUUCUGUAGGUAAAACUACUUAAAAAGUUAAUGUUGGUUGUGAUACAAAGGCGUCAGAACACACAGAGCAUCGCAGGUUGUUGCAUAUGGGUCAGUGCUGUUUUGGCAGCAAAAGGGGGACCUACAAAAUAUUAGGCAGGUGGUCAUAAUGUUAUGGCUGAUCAGUGUAUGUCACCUGUAUGCGCACCCUACAGCAUGUUACAGUGUACUGACACUCAGAAUACACUGCUGGAGGUCAACAACAAAUAUAUUUUUCAGGGGGUUAUUCUCUCAUUUUUUUUACUAUUUCCAAAGUCAAGAAUACAUUUCACACAAAAACAACUGUUGACACUGUUUUAGUCUUAUUGAUUGGUUCAGGUCUUAAUGAGGACUGUUUUCACGACAGCAGAAUGCAAUACAAAGAAACACACUUUUAGAACAAUUUCCUAUAUUGUAGGUAAAUUUAACUUUUCUUUCGAUACACUAUUCAAAUCAUCUUUCAGAGACUUGGUAAUCCGUUUCAGUUUAUAUUGAAUCACUUUAAUAUUUGAUUUUUAUGAUUAGAAUAAUUUUAUAUUGAGGUUUUUGGGUGGUUCUAACAAUCCCAACCAGGAUCACUAACGAACCAGCGGUAUCGAUCAUCCUCGAUCCUAGCUCAUCUUGGAUGAGGGACGGAACGUCUUCUAGUAUCUUCAACCAAGUCCAGUUGCCCUUGACCUCAACCUUCGUUGGAUAACUAUGACCUGGAUGACUGAGAACCUUCACAGACUUUUUGGUACACAGUUGUGAGUUGUAGCUGCUUCAUAACAUCAUCUUCACAAGCAAUGUCGCGAGGAAAUCAUGUUCAAAAGAUAGACCUCUAGCAAUGAUGUUUGUCGUGAAGAGUAGUUCCAGCUCAGUUGCUUCUCACAUAAAAAUGUCUGUGAAGAUACUCGGUCAUCAAGGGCAACUAGAAGAAACUUUCAGUAUCUUUGAGUCCAGUCGCCGUUGAUUUAAAUUUUCCUUGGCUCACACUGAAAUGGUUAUCUCAAAUCUUUGAUGUUGGAGUGUCUUUCAAUGCUGCAGGACUGUUACUGCUGGCAGCUUAGCAUUACAUAUGAUGACAUAACUUUGACACAACAUGGGAAAAUAAAAUAGCCUGACCUUUGGGUUAGAAUGUAAGAUUUCUGACAGCGAUCUGAAAGCUGCAAAUUCUUACUUUCAACAAAAGACAUGUACACUCAAAUGCAUCUACAGUUGUAAGACCUUAUAGUAUGUAACUGUCCCUAUGUCCAGCUAUGGUGAGCCAUUUGUAUUGUAUUUCCAUCGUACAGCUCUCAUUGUUUACAUCAUGUCUUUGCAGCUGUAUGUUCCCACAUAACUUAAGGCAUUCUUCCCUUUGUCAAAGUGGACUUUUUUGUAAAUAUUUUUUAAGAAAAGGUUUGAUAUAUUUGAAUUCAGACAGAGGAGGAUUGUGUUAUAACACUACAAUAUAUUUAGACACACCAGCUAGAUGUUUUUAUGCAUCACUAAUGUGAAGAAUUUGAGAAAUUAGUUUUCUAAGUGUCCCACGCUGUCAGGAAAGACAGAAAGGGCUAUGAAGCAAGUGUUUUAUUGUCUCCUCCUUUGUGAAAAAGGUAAGAGCUGUCCCCUCAAUAAACAGUAGGUCUCCAGCCAGUAAUGUAAUUACAUCGUGAAUAAACUUUGAUUUGAAUAUUA